AUGAGCGAAAGUUUUGAAGGCCAAAACCGUGCAUCGUCUGCUUCAAUUGCGGGCAUAGUCAGCUCGCAUCCCGAGACAGGUAUUAGCGAAAGUCUCGUCUUACAGACCGAUAGUGCGUCGGUUGAAGAAGCACACAUCACGGAUGGAUUGAAUGGCCUGUCUCUCGACGAGAGUGGAGAAGAAAGGGAGGCCGAGGUGCCUUUUGAGCCGGCAGCAUGUCUGUUUUGCAGCACCAAGAGCACUGGUCUUGACGAAAAUCUUGAGCACAUGCUGAAAGUGCAUGGCCUCUUUAUACCAGACGAAGAUCAUUUGAUUGUGGACUUCGAGACCUUGGUCGGAUACUUGCAUCUCGUAAUCUAUGGCUAUUAUGAGUGCUUGUUUUGUGGUUCACAACGACAAAGUGCCGAGGCAGCCCGGCAACAUAUGUUAGGGAAAGGACAUUGCAAGAUUGAUAUCCUGGAUGAAAACUCGGAAUUCCGUGAUUUUUACGAGUUCGAGUCUGUCUCUGGUGCAUCAAGCAGUGACGCCGAGAUCCCAGAUUUGAGGCCUGAGCGCCCAGGUGGGAGGUUCGUGCAAGUCGACAAUGUCAUGCGACUGCCUUCCGGCAAAAUACUCUCGCAAAGGUCGCAAGGCCUGGCGGGAAGCCAGCGGAGACAGUUACACGGCACGGCCGGAAGCAGUGCCUGGACAAAGAAUUCCAUGCCACUAAACGGACCCUCAGAGCCCGAGGUGGAAGGUGAAAGUUCUGAACCCGCGGCACAAGAACAAUCGAAAAGAGUUGCUAAGCGUGAAGCUAUCUUCAUAAGUCAACUUGCAAGUCUGCGGUCAGAGGAUCGGCGGAGCUUAAUGCAUUUGCCCAUUGCACAACAGCGGGCACAGGUCCUGAAGAGCAAAAGGCAGGUAGAGAGGUUCAGGCGGGAGGAGAAUGAGCUGCAGCUAAAAGUUCAGUUGCGGGCUAACAAGUCUUUGAAACACUGA
Truncatella angustata is the source of this 978-nucleotide messenger RNA. Its product is annotated as C2H2 type zinc-finger-domain-containing protein. Lineage: Eukaryota; Fungi; Ascomycota; Sordariomycetes; Amphisphaeriales; Sporocadaceae. The coding region runs from base 1 to 978 and encodes 325 amino acids. Gene Ontology annotation, cellular component: preribosome, large subunit precursor. Gene Ontology annotation, biological process: ribosomal large subunit biogenesis. The record is from RefSeq and is a predicted model, not a curated record. The transcript has 2 exons.